Pteronotus mesoamericanus is the source of this 469-nucleotide messenger RNA. It is a transcript of the gene SPMIP10, whose product is annotated as sperm microtubule inner protein 10. The record is from RefSeq and is a predicted model, not a curated record. The transcript is spliced from 3 exons. Bases 65 to 469 code for a protein of 134 amino acids. Lineage: Eukaryota; Metazoa; Chordata; Mammalia; Chiroptera; Mormoopidae. Gene Ontology annotation, biological process: flagellated sperm motility.
CAUCAUAAUUAGACUAGUGGAUUAGUGAAGUUCUAUAUGAGAAUCCCCACCACUCCUGGCAGUGAUGGCUUCAGGAAAAGACACUUGCCCUCUCCUACCUAAACUUGCCAACAACUCUUCUGAUGAGAAGUCACAUAAACCUGAUAAUAAGAGUAGUGAGGUUCAUUUGCCACGAUUUUCAUUAAAGCAAGGGAUGAUCCCGAGAUACUACGUUAUGCCUUGGAAAGAAAGUAUGGAAUUCAGGAGUAUAAAUCUGAAGCAUGCCAGAGUGUGUGGGAUCCAUGCUGGCCCUUUAGAAGACUCUCUGUUCUUGAAUCACAGUGAAAGGCUUUGCCAUGGGGAAGAUCGUAAACUUGUCUCCAAAAAAAGCCCACCAGAAAUAAAAAUUGCAGAUAUGCCUAUGCAUUCACCUCUCUCCAAAUACCAAAGCACAGUGAUUUCCCAUGGCUUCAGGAGACGACUGGUUUGA